Molecule: messenger RNA, 2097 nt
Organism: Fusarium pseudograminearum CS3096
Lineage: Eukaryota; Fungi; Ascomycota; Sordariomycetes; Hypocreales; Nectriaceae
Exons: 2
Coding region: 1-2097 (698 amino acids)
Source: RefSeq, a predicted model, not a curated record
AUGACUUCGCUGCCCGUUCCUGAAGACCAGCCUUUAGUGCUCCCCCCGUCCGAAUCAGAAGACACAUUGUCUGGUUCUAAACGUGAUAAAAAUGAAUAUCCCACCCUGGGAGAAGUCUCUCCUUCAUGGUUCCAGAGACUCGGCGUGGCCGUGGGGUUACUAACAGUCCCUGUUGUGUAUUUGGUAAUACUUGAAAUGGUCGCUUACAAUUCUGGAAAGAAGCAGAGUUCAUUCGGCGAUAACACGCUUGAAGUCCUGCAAAUUGCUUCUACCUUCUGGCCUAUCUCAUUCGCGGCGGUCAUCGGGCCCUUCCUCAGAACCGUAGCCCUCUAUUGCGCCGAACGAGGGUCGACUCUUGGUUCCCUCGAGUUCUUGUUGACUAGCCAGACUACCGUUGCCGCUGUCAAGAAUCUCUUUGCUUUUCGUCAUAUACAUAUAUGGACUAUUGGUAUUAUAGCAAUAUGGACCUUCAGUCCUCUGGGAGGCCAAGCAGCUGUUCGAUCUCUAUACCUCCAGCCAUCUACGCACACCGAGAAACUCAAUGCUGUGCAUUACUUCUCUCAAGUCCCUCUUAGGACAUUAUGCGAUUAUCGGAGAAGAAAAUCUUUUCCAAACCAGACGUGUGGAAGCAUAUUUGGUCAAGAUGGAUCUGUAUCGGGAUUGAUUCCUGCUUUUCGAAGGGCUGCUUUCGCUGCUUUGUCGAGACCGGACGUUCUGGCAUCUCAUCCCGAUGUUUUGGCCGAUGAUUACGAAGCUGUGAUAGGGCGGCUAGGAGGGGUUUCCCGGGCAGCCCGUCUUGGGAAGCAAGACAUAUGGCGCAACGUCCGUGUUCCAUUCAUGGAACUCUUGUCCGAAUAUGAUCACCAUGCUCCUGAGUCAUGGAUUCAAAUACCUUCUGACAAGAUUGUGCCAUACUCAUCAUUUGUCGGUGUACCAACCCGCAAAGCAUCUCGUCCUGAAGCGGCUGGAAACUCUAGCAUGCUUUUGCGCACCCGUUAUCAAACUCUCAACUGCAGCGAUGCACUUAACGGGACGUCUUUGUUAAAACACAAAGGUCCCGAGUCACUGAUACUUUACCAUGACACAAACCUUACACAUUCUAUCCCACUGGAACACCAGAGUCUCAACUACAUAAUGGAUACCGAGCCAAACCUUUGGAUGGAUCUUGUCGCAAACGAUGCAGCCCUUUUACAUUUCAAAGACGACCUUGACGCAGAAGUGGAAUCUCCGCUACAGUUGGUAGUCGGUGGACAGUGUGAUGGUGAUCAUAUGAUUCGCUUUUGUGACAUCGUCACUUCAUACGUAGAUGUUGACGUUAGUUGCAAACGGUCGAGCAGAACAGAUGACCUCAAUUGUGAAGCUGAUCGAAUUCGACGGACUCCUGACUCAAAAUAUUCGAUAAACCUGUCAGACAUGUCGUACAUGCCCGUCUCUGAACGUCUUGUAUUCGAAAUGCCCUUCACAACCGCAUCUUACGACUCGCAUAUGCCUAGUCUUCUUGAGCGAUACAUCCAUCAACCUUCGACAGCAUUCAGCACCGAUAGUAUCGACUUUUCAGAUCACUGGCCGGCCUGCUAUUCAAAUUUAUCUCGACAACUCUUCGAGGCUAGGUUCGCCACAGUUCUUAAUACAUUCCUCAUGGCCUCGUAUGAUAGUAUUACUCUGACAGGUGCUGAAAGUACCCUUGAGUAUGAUAUCGACACACAUGGCAACGUCGCCUGGCAAAAUACCAUUGCCACUUGGACCGAGUUUACAGACAGCAUCUAUGUCAUGAAUAUAGCAUGGUAUUUCACCUUUAUCAUAUCAACAAUAAUAUUAUUAGGAUGUGCUAUUGCCAAUGUUGUUAUUCGGGAGUUGAUAUUGGCCCCCGACUUUCUAGAUAGCGUCGACGGGCUGACGCGGGAUUCUCCUUUUGUCGAUAUCCCAAGCGAGCCUUGCGCAACGGGAAGCGGAGUCAGUUCAAGGGAUCGACUACAGGCAACGAAAGAUAUCCGAGUUCAGAUAAGAGACGUGGAGCCGGAUGGAGUUGUUGGGAGAAUCGCGCUGACGACCGACACGACCGACAAAAGACUGGAUUGGGACAGGGCAUAUGUUUAG